Messenger RNA from Benincasa hispida (wax gourd), 1137 nucleotides. RefSeq names its product Chalcone and stilbene synthase family protein (gene LAP5). NCBI's taxonomy places the organism in Eukaryota, Viridiplantae, Streptophyta, Magnoliopsida, Cucurbitales, Cucurbitaceae. Gene Ontology annotation, molecular function: acyltransferase activity, transferring groups other than amino-acyl groups. Gene Ontology annotation, biological process: polyketide biosynthetic process. The record is from RefSeq and is a predicted model, not a curated record.
ACCAGAUACGUGGUGAUGUCAGAAGAGAUAUUGAAGAAGUACCCAGAGCUAGCAAUGGAAGGCCAAGCAACCAUAAAGCAGAGACUGGAGAUUUGCAACAAAGCUGUAACAGACAUGGCCAUUGAAGCUUCACAAGCUGCUAUUAAGAACUGGGGAAGGUCAGUUUCAGAUAUUACCCACUUAGUCUAUGUCUCUUCAAGUGAAGCUCGCCUACCUGGUGGUGAUCUCUUCCUAGCAAGGGGCCUUGGGCUCAGCCCUCACACCCAACGAGUCAUGCUUUACUUCAUGGGUUGCUCUGGAGGUGUAGCAGGCCUUAGAGUCGCCAAAGACUUAGCUGAAAACAACCCAGGAAGCCGGGUCCUCCUUGUCACUUCUGAAACCACCAUUAUUGGCUACAAGCCACCGAGUGCAAAUCGUCCAUACGAUCUGGUAGGCGUGGCAUUAUUUGGGGAUGGUGCAGGGGCGAUGCUAAUUGGCACAGACCCUGUUUUGGGCAUUGAACGGCCACUUUUUGAGCUCCACACAGCAACCCAGAAAUUCAUUCCGGAUACCCAGAACAUAAUCGAUGGGAAACUGUCAGAGGAGGGUAUUAGUUUCACAAUAGCAAGAGAACUUCCUCAGAUAAUCGAAGAUAACAUCGAAAGUUUCUGUGAGACAUUUCUUCAAACACUUGGACUGAAAGAGAAAGAAUACAACAAGAUAUUCUGGGCAGUACAUCCAGGUGGACCAGCAAUACUGAACAGGUUGGAGAAGAGAUUGGAACUGUUACCUGAGAAGCUGACGGCGAGCCGGCGAGCUCUGAUGGACUAUGGAAAUGCGAGCAGUAACACGAUUGUGUACGUACUGGAAUACAUGAUGGAAGAAAGCUUGAAAAUGAAGAUGGGUGGUGGGGAAAUUGAGGAAUGGGGAUUGAUUCUGGCAUUUGGACCUGGGAUUUCGUUUGAAGGGAUUCUGGCGAGGAAUCUUGGCGUCUGAGCAAAUUUCUCGACUCGAUGAUUAUCAACAUGAAAAUUUCGAUUUCUGUUGUAUGUUGUUUUCAGAAAGGUGUUCCUAAUCUUCAUUGAUUCUGGAAUUUGCUUGCAUCAAAAUGAGAAAAUUCGGAGAAAAAUAUAAACUUUUUGAUAAUCCACAGGCUCU